Molecule: messenger RNA, 386 nt
Organism: Cylicocyclus nassatus
Lineage: Eukaryota; Metazoa; Nematoda; Chromadorea; Rhabditida; Strongylidae
Source: the annotation of a GenBank genome assembly
CGUCAAUCCGGUUGAAUCAAAGGGCGCCAAAACUAUCUUAAUUCAGAACCUAACACUCAACAUGCGAUUGUAUCUCUUGAUAUGUCUCGCUGCAGCUCUAAUAGCCGGAGUCAUUUCUAAAAAGGGUAACAAGAAUAACGCCGUAGCCGGAGUUAAUCCUAAAAAGGGUAACAGGAAGAGCACCAUAGCAGGAGUCAGUUUUAAAAAGGGUAAGAAGAAGAGGACCACCAAGGCUGUGGAAGAAGAUGGUGAUUGGAAUAAGUAUGAGACACAUCCAGACAAGCAGCUUGGACCAACGAAUGUCAAUCCAAAUAUGGGAGCUGAGAUCGUAAUUCCGCGAAAUGGAAAAUGAAAAUCUUAGUGUAGUUGAAUGGCUACAAUAAACU